AUCUGUAUUUACCUGUUUUUAUGUGGUUGUUUUUGAUAGGCUAAAUUAUACAAAUUAUAGAGGAAGAAAAUUUUACUAUUUUCAGUUCUACCUUACAAGUUUUUCUGUCUUCUAUCAAAGGGUAAAGAACCCUCUGUUCGAACCGCAAAGAUAUUGCAAACCGGCGCAAAAAUUCUUACGAAUUAUGUUGGUGUAAAUAAAAGUAGAUUUCGUAAGGCACCGGUGAUUUUUGAGGUUAAAUACGAAAGUAUUGCUUCCUGGUUCCUACUCAAAAAUCUAAGGAGAUAAGAAUUAACAAAACGUAAAAUCCCAGAGAGAGAAAAUUUUUUCAAGGAAUAAUUUAUACGGAAAAGCUUUAAUCAUGUCUGAGAAAAAGAAAGUACUGAUGAUAUGUUUGGGUAAUAUUUGUCGUUCGCCAAUAGCAGAGGCAGUGUUCGAUGAUUACAUUAAAAAAAAUGGUUUAUCGGACAAGUGGGAAGUAGAAAGCGCGGCUUUAAUCGGUUAUCAUACCGGCAAAAGUCCUGAUAACAGAGCAAUAACUACACUUAAAGAAAAAGGAAUUUCAGAUUAUUCACAUGCCGCAAGACCUAUAACGAAAGAAGAUUUUAAAAAAUUCGAUUGGAUCUUUGGAAUGGAUGAAGAUAAUAUCGAUGAAUUGAAAAGAAAGAGUCCUAAAGAUGGCACAGCGAAAAUUGAACUUCUUGGCAAAUACGAUCCAGAGGGAGACAUAAUCAUAAGAGAUCCUUACUAUGAUAGCGGCAGAGAAGGAUUUGUAAAAGCGUUCGAGCAAUGUAAAAGAAGCGUGGCCGCAUUCCUGAAAGAAAACAAGUGAUGCAGUUUUAAAAUGGAUAUAUCAAGGCGUGAAAUAAAUUGAAACUUGUACAUUUUUCUCCUUAGAAAGUAGAGAUGAUUGAUAUUUUUUUAAACUGGGUAUAAUUCCGCUUAGUUAAUUUUUCUAAUAGGUUUUUCAGUUAAAAUAAACAAACUUUCGAGAUAUUAAGUAUCAGAAUACGCGGGCAUAAAGUUUUAUGGAAAAAGUUAGCAUAUAGCGAUUGAAAAUCGAUUUUUUAAUUUUCUGCAAAAAUAAAAACUUACUCCUUCUAUUUUGAGAAUUCUAAAUGAGAAUAAAAUAUGUUUAAUCUAAAAAAUUAUUCUAUUCGACGAGAAUUAAAAUUGAAAAUCGCGAUAUCACAGUAUGACAGAUAUUUUUUGCUAAAAUCCGAAAAAAUAAAAAAGUAUUUUUUCGUUGAGUGAUAAGGAUUUCAAGAAAUA
Belonocnema kinseyi is the source of this 1272-nucleotide messenger RNA. RefSeq names its product low molecular weight phosphotyrosine protein phosphatase 1-like. Gene Ontology annotation, cellular component: cytoplasm. Gene Ontology annotation, biological process: protein dephosphorylation. The transcript is spliced from 7 exons. Gene Ontology annotation, molecular function: non-membrane spanning protein tyrosine phosphatase activity; acid phosphatase activity. The coding region runs from base 362 to 832 and encodes 156 amino acids. NCBI's taxonomy places the organism in Eukaryota, Metazoa, Arthropoda, Insecta, Hymenoptera, Cynipidae. The record is from RefSeq and is a predicted model, not a curated record.